UGCAGGCACAACAGCUGGGAGCCCGAGGAGAACAUCCUUGAUCCAAGACUCCUCCUGGCUUUCCAAAAGAAGGAACACGAAAAAGAGGUGCAGAAUCGGAAGAGGGGCAAGAGGCCCAGGGGCAGGCCCAGGAAACACGUGGAACCAGAGAUGCCUGCAAAAACUAAGUCGAGUAGCUCCUCUUCCUCCACAUCCUCCUCUUCCUCCUCCUCUGAUGAAGAAGAUGAUAGCGACCUGGAAGCAAAGAGAGGUCCCCGCAGCAGAGAGACUCACCCGGUACCGCAGAAGAAAGCUCAGAUCCUGGUGGCGAAGCCUGAGAUGAAAGAUGCUUCCAGGAAGAAGCGUGGGCGGAAACCUCUUCCCCCGGAGCAGAAAGCGGCUCGAAGGACCGUGAACCUGACAAAGGUGCUGAAAACGUCCCGGAAGGAGGUGGGUGGCAGCGCCAAGCUGUUGGGCAAACUGCAGCCCCAGCAGGGCUCAGGCAUGGCCGUGCUGAAGGACGCGCCGGGCUCCUUGGCCGGGCUCAGCUCGGGGGGGUCAUCAGCAGAAAACCUGCCCAACAUGAUGAAGAGCGGCUCCACCAGCCCCAGCCGGGCCAUCAGCUGGCAGAGCUCCAUCGUGCACUACAUGAACAGGAUGUCCCAAAACCAGAACUCGGCCGAGUCCUCCCCUCUGGGCAGGCUGGCGCUGAAGGCUCAGGCGGCCAGUAAGGGGGGCUUGGGGCUGGAUUUAAAAAUGAGGAACCAGAAAGGCUCCGGGGAGCUCGGGCUGAGCGUGCAGGGACCCAAAGCCACCAAAGCUCCCAACAGCGGUGCCGGAGGGGACCAGAAAUCGGGGUUUGCUGCUGGAAGCCAAACGCUGCACAACGGCAGCAAGAUGCCGGCGAGCUCAUCCGGGGCUGGCAACCAGGCGGCCUCCAGCCAGGAGCUGAACCUCCAGGCUCUAAACCUGCAGAGCGUCAAAAAUGGGGCUGGAGGGAACAGCCUCCCUCGUCACCUCUGCGGUGCCAUGGCCAAAGGCUCCGGCGGUGGCCCGGCGGCGAGCGUGGGGGCCAGCGGGGCGAAGGGUGGCACGGCGGGCACCGGGUUGAAUGCCACCGGCACCGGGGUGCUCUCAGGAGGGGAUGGAGGCAAGAACGAGAAGCAGGCACACCGGGCAGGCGACAGGGACUUGGCCAAAAGUGGCCCAGGUGGCACACAGGAGGGGCACGUGGCCACGGAGAGCCGCAAGCCGGCCGCCCUUUCCGAAGUGAGCACGGGAGAAGAGACCAGCUCGGAUUCGGACCGGGAUUCGGCUUCUUUCCCCGGUGUGGGUCAGAACAUGUCUGUCUCUAUCCAGACCAGCCAGGACUGGAAACCCACCCGCAGCCUGAUCGAGCACGUCUUUGUCACCGACGUCACCGCUAACCUGAUCACAGUGACGGUCAAGGAGUCCCCCACCAGCGUCGGGUUUUUCAACCUACGGCAAUACUGAGGAGGGAGAAGGGCCCUUCAGCCUCUCCCUCAGCUUUGCCCACCUCUUCCAUCAGGUUUUUCUUUCUUCAAGUCAACGCCUGGGACCUGCUGGGACUCGUGUCCAGAGGGGCUUAAGAAAGACGCAGUGAAACCUGCUCAAGAACUGCCAGCGGGUCCAUGGAUCCCUCCUGGCUUCUUCUCUUCAUCCCCUCCUGGAGCCCGUGCCCUGGCUGAUGCCAUUCUCCAGGAGCGGGGGUUCUGGUGGUGCCAGGGGUGAUGGGCUGGCAUGUUUUGAGCCAGGCUUCACUGUGCGUGGGUUUCUUUGCUUUACAGCUGGAAACAGCAGAUGAUGACAAGGUCUGGGGCUCUGGCAGCGGGGAGAGGGGGUGAUGGGCCAGGCUUAUACUGGGGAGAGGAUAAGGAGAUCCUUUUCUUUCCUCUGGGCUCCCCACGAAUCUGUCUGUGAGCCGUGGGGAGCCACUAAUCAAUCCAAAUGAGGCAGCCGCUGCUCCCAGCCCUGGGGGGCGGCUGCACACGGGGGUUUUCAGGGUACAUUCAGCCCAGCCACCCCCCUGGGCAAGGUCACUUCCAAUGAUGGUGAAGUCCACAACAUUUCUGUUGUGGUUUCCAGCUGAUAGGGAAAUAUUGUUUACAUUUUUUAUUAAGGAAAUAUCCUUUUUUUUUUUUUUUUUGGUUCUCUUUUUUGAGGGAGGGAAAUGAACCCAGUCUGGGGAAGACUGAAUCCUGGGUGCCACUGAUGAGAUGGGGCAUCAAAGGUGCCUCUUAGGGAGCAAGGGGUGGUUGGCAGUGGGUACCUCCUUGCCCCCCCGGGCAGGGUCCUGCCUUAGGAGGCAGCAAGAGCAUCUGGCUUCCUUGCAGAGACCUGACCUUCAGAGGAAAGCAAAGCCCAGGUCACUGUGCAGCCCAGCACCGCUAUUCUGCCUCAUCCCAGCAUCACCAGCAUCUCCCGCUCCCAUUCAGCAGUUUCCAGGCUCUUGUAGGGACCAAGUCAGGGAAGAUGAUUUUUUUUUAAGUCUUGCAGAACACACAAACCCUCCCAGCAGCAGGUAGGUUGCUACUGGGGCUGCUGGCUGUCUGCAAGGUCAGGGCUGCAGUUUGGGCAGAGCCGGGGGUGAGGGAGCCCUCCCCGCCUGGGAUGCUCAUGGGGUUGGGCUCACACUCAUCACCCACAUCUUUCUCCAGCCAAGGGGCUCAGAAGCCAGUUGAGGACACCCGCAUGAGUGGUCUGGAGCAGUGGGACGGGAGGAAAGGAGAGGGAGAAGGGACAGGCCAGGCAGUGGGUACCUGGGGCUGCUGUUCCCUGAGGAGCCGGGGGAGCCUGUGGUUGCUCUUCAUCUUCCCAUCCUGUGCCAGCAGCUGAGGGUCUUCAUUUUGGCUUGUAAUUGCAACCAAUAAUGGCUUUUUUACAGAGACAGGGGUCUUUUUCCCUUCUGUAGAUGACUCUUACAAGCCAAAAUUAGCAGCAGUGGUUCAGGCAGAGUUUAGUGGCGUUUGAGGUCGUUUUGGUUCUGUUAACACUGAACUCUUUCCUGGGAGGAGAUCAGAAGGCUGCAGUCUGCCAGGUCCCAGUGCGCAGGAGGGCUGUCCCACCGGUGUCCCUGGGGUGGCCACUCGGUGUGUCUGCUGGGUGGACACCCCUGCUGGGUGACUGACCUGGCACCGGGAUGGGCAUCUGGUUGUCACACACACAGGGAUGCAGAGAUAAAUGGACCAAACUGGGGGUACAGGCACUCCUGACUCACCCCCCCAAUGCAUCAGCCCCCCACAGUGGCACUUGCUGCCAUGGCUGGUGGCAGAGCAGUUCUCAGGUGAGAUGAGAAGCUGGUGCUGGGUCCCCAGUUGUUCCCAGGAUGGAGGCUUAUUCCCAGGAUGGAGGUUUUUUCCCAGGAUGGAGGGUUAUUCCCCAAGAGGCAGCUCCAGCCUCUGCCAGGGGAGCUCCUGUGCUCCAGAGAUGGUCUCCCUUCGCUUUUGAGUUCAGUCCCAGCCAUCCCCUUGGUUAUGGCUUUGAGUUUGUGGUGUUAUGGGGCUGAGCACGAUGUCCUGUGUGAGCCCAGGAUGAGUUGGGGAGGACAAGCCCUCUCCACGCCUUGUGGCAGGACCUGUGCAGGGCUCCUCGGCCAGCUCCACUUCUGUCCCAGCCAGCCUGGAAUGUCACCUUGCCAAGGUUGGGGGGACUUGGGGGGGGGAUGGGGUUUGCAGAGGUGCAGCCCCUCUCUGCCGCUGGCCACCAACGCCUUGUUCUGCCAGGCAAAGGGCCAAGGGGAGAGGAGGGAGCCUUCUCCACGGAGGAGGUUCCCAAGGACAGAGUUUCCGUUGAGCUCCGCGAUGCCAAAAUGUCCCAGCCCGUGCUGUUUACCUUCUAUAGCCUUUAACUUUGCCAAAUGAGUUGCUACCGUUGCUUUGAGCAGCCCAAGGAAGCGGUUCCAGCACGGUCUCUGCUGGGUGUGCUUUUUGUGCUGGGGUACGAGCGUUUUGGGAGAAGAAUCGAGGAAUCUGGGGGAGCUUGGGGGGGAAGGGGGGCAACGCUCUUCCCUACACACCAAAUGUUUGCUACUUGGCCUUUGCAAAUCCAAACUGAACGACGAUGUGCCUUUGGGGCUGUCCUUAUCUCAGCCUUGUCUGCGACACCGGUCCCACGACAGGUUUGUGCCUAUGCAAAGCAGGGGUGGUGACAGGGUCCUGGGGACAGCCGUGACACCACCGAUGGGGAGAGGUGCCCUGGUCCUCAGGGGGGACACCCAGCCAUCGCAGGAGCCCUGUGGUAGGGCUGAGGGAUGCUCCCGGAGGGGAAGCUGGCCCGGCAGGGAUGCUGUUGCUUAGAGCUGUAGGAUGUGGGGGCUGGUGUCCCUGAGGGGGGGAAAUAAAAGGCAUCUGAGGAUGCUCUGAGAAGGGGUCGGGCACCAAGUGUCUACAGAGGGUGCAGGAGAUGAACCACCGUGGUGGGUUCUGUGCUGACCACACACUGGCUCAGAUGGCUGCUCCCUCCAGAGCCCCUGUGGAAGCUCAUGUGUGAUUCUGCGUGCGGGGGGGCUCAUUCCUGCCUCACGGCCGGGCAAAAAGUCACUGAGCCCAAACUGGCACCCAGGGGAGUGCGUGUCCUGACGGUGAGGGGCUUUCCUCCACCACCCACCCUUCCCCGGCCGGAUUUAGCAGCAGGACUCUGCUGUCACCACUUGCUAUUGUGCCUUUUGCUCACCAGCUGAUUUCGAUUCCAAAGGUCUAAGGAUGGUGAAAAUGAUAAUCCAGAAAUUUUUUUUUUUUUUUUUGACCUUCGUCACCUCCCGCGCUCCUUCCCCAGCCCCUUCCCCACCUCGUGUUCCAGGAUCUGGGCUCUCCCAGCGGCGCUGGGGCGUCUGAGCCACCGGUUCCUGUUGGAGUUUGCCUCUCAAAGGCACAUUAUGUGAGUGAUUUACUGUAAUCUUUUGUGGACAGGGGUUGAAAGCCGGUGCAGACCCUGUUUACCAGUCAGUACCAUUAGUAUUCAAGGUCUACCUUUUUUUUUUCUUCUUUUUUUUAUUUUUUCCUUUUUUUUUUUUUUUUAAGUUUGCUGCUAUGGGUUGGAGUGUUCAGCCGUGUGUCAAACAGCCAAUUAAAGGUUUGUCACUUGUCAUUUUCUAAGGGGUUUCCGAUGUGGAAAGUCCUGCUGUAUUUGUAUAUUGAAUGGAUAUUUUCUCCAGGCAUAAUCUGGUUAAGCAUACUUGUUGUUUUCCAUUGGACUGGAAGAGGUGGCCAAUUCAGCCAUCUUCCCUAGAAACUUAGUCUAUUUUUAUAUAUAUAUUUUGUACCAAAAAGAAAAAAAAAGCAAAACAAAACUGGAGUUCGUGGACGGAUGGGGAUGGUUUAGAGGGUUUGGUUUGUGUUGAGUUUCUGAGCUGGGUGUGAAGGGCUCCAGAGCCGGAGAGAAGGUUUUUUUUUUUUUUACUGAAAGAAAUUGAGGGAUGGGUGAAAACAAACAAUUGUUCUUGUAACUUGUGCCAGUCACUGGUCUGAUUUGUAUGUUUUAAUUAAAGAGAGAGCCAAAUCGUUCCUGUAUGACACUUAUAAUUGCUUUAAACUACAGCUGUUUGUUUGCUUUUAUUUUCAGAGAACAAAAGUUGGAGAUGUUAUUACCCUGGGAAAGCGUAAGGGCUUUGUGGAGCAGGACAGGCGCCCGGCCCGCUGAGCGCUGGGGG
Molecule: messenger RNA, 5647 nt
Organism: Calidris pugnax (ruff)
Lineage: Eukaryota; Metazoa; Chordata; Aves; Charadriiformes; Scolopacidae
Gene: CBX2
Product: chromobox 2
Exons: 3
Coding region: 151-1473 (440 amino acids)
Biological process (GO): negative regulation of transcription by RNA polymerase II
Cellular component (GO): PRC1 complex; heterochromatin
Source: RefSeq, a predicted model, not a curated record